GCGACAUGCUGUCCUGACUCCUCCUUGUCCUCACCCGCCACCAGGCCGCCUCCAUCCCCCUCACUGCUGUAUCCACGUCUCAAGCAUAUCCUACCUCCUACCUCACGCUAUCGAGGUGACUGUUGUGCAAGGGGAUCACGUCGUGCCGACUCACAUAGCCACCCAACCCAGCAUGCCACCAUCGACCCAUACAGUCACGCAGUCCUCACAUCGCCGCUCAACAGCCAGUGCAAGACAGCGGGAGAACAGGUCGCAUCUUACGCAUACCGGCAGCAUGCGGAGGCGCAAGUCACGUUCGCCGGAUGCGCGUAUUCUAGAGGAAAUCCCAGCCGUACUCAUGACUACUUCUGAGUCAGGCAGUCAGCGGAGGAAGAGAAAGAGCAUCUCGUCUGCCCCAUCUAUCAGUGAGCUUGUGACACAAUCCUCCAUUGACGAAGUUCCGCAAGAACGCGGGCGCCGAGGCAAGGCGAAGGCCAGGGUGCAGUCUUUCGCAGAGGAUGGGGACGCCUACAUUCUGAGAGAACAUGCUACGGCAAGCAACAGUAUCAGAAGCAAGAAGAAAGAGAGGUCAAAGUCACGGGAAAUCCACUCUCGUGGUGCACGUACAGCCACCCCCGGUCCUGCGGAAGAUGGAGACGUUGGGAUACCUGUGGCGACGUAUGAUAGUUCUGAGCUUGUCCGUUUGAAGUGCGAGAUUGAGAGUCUUCGGAAGCAAUUACACAUGUCAAAGAAGACUAUCAACAAGCAAAGCAAGGUCAUUGAUGAAUUGAGAUCGGAAGUCGCGAAUUCAGCGAAGUCACAGAAAGAGCAGACGAAGGAGUUAGACAAGCUGAAGGGACAAUCGAAGAAGUCCGAAGAACUUGUUUCCAAUUUCGAAACAAACCUCUCAUGUCAGAUCUGCAUGGAACUCAUCGCGAAACCGCACGGUCUCUCACCAUGCGGCCAUGUGCUAUGCCAGACCUGUCUACAAGAAUGGUUCCGCUCAGCACCCGCAGGCGAAGACGAGAUGAUCGAUGAAGACGAGCCGGACGCACUUCUCUACCGCAAGAAGACCUGCCCAUGCUGUCGCACCGUAGUCACCAGCCGUCCCAUACCUCUGUUCCUCGUGAAAUCCCUGACCUCAGCGUUGGAGAAGGCCAAGGCACAGCCCGGUGUUCCACGUCGUCCGACGCCACCACCGGAUGAUGAUCCUUGGGAGGGCAUCUUUGCUGACCCGGAUGACCCUGACAACUUCUGGCCCAUGGACGAAGACGAUGACGAGGAUGAUUUCGACGACGAAUACGACGACGACGACGAUGACUGGCCGUUCGAUGGAUACGGCACUGCCGAUGACGACGAACAUUACGAUGGCCCCUACGAGCGACCGCGCUGGGAGCCACCCUCGGUUAAUGCGACCCUCGACGACUACCCGUUCGACGAUGUCAACGAUAAUGACCUCCGCAUGCUCCGCCGCGGGGCCACCCUCCAGAUGAUCGACAUGUUCCGGAUGUCGUAUACCCACCAGCAUGGCCUCUGCGCGCGAGUAGACGACCACAACACAGUCUACCUCGGCUGGAACAUACGUCUGCACGACGACGAUGAGUCGGGGGAAGGCUACAUCGACUGGAUCACCUCGGACAUGCAGUUUCAUCCCGAGAGGUGGGAUGUCAGGGAGGAGAGGAACGGUAGUUGGACAGCGUGGCAGUUGGCACCCGAGGGCGAGGGUGACCAAGACUACGAGACGACUGAUUCGGAGGCGUGGUCCGCAGAUCUCGCUGACGAUGAAGACUUCUGAUGCUGGUAUCUCAGUCAUUUACAUGGGAUUGUCAGACGAGAGGGCUCCUCCGGACGUGUUCAACCCGCCGGGAUCUUUCACAAUUAUCCUUGUAACACACUUAUUUUAUCUCUAUGCA
Rhodofomes roseus is the source of this 1892-nucleotide messenger RNA. RefSeq lists its product as uncharacterized. The transcript is spliced from 6 exons. NCBI's taxonomy places the organism in Eukaryota, Fungi, Basidiomycota, Agaricomycetes, Polyporales, Fomitopsidaceae. The record is from RefSeq and is a predicted model, not a curated record. Bases 173 to 1774 code for a protein of 533 amino acids.